Molecule: messenger RNA, 585 nt
Organism: Molossus molossus (Pallas's mastiff bat)
Lineage: Eukaryota; Metazoa; Chordata; Mammalia; Chiroptera; Molossidae
Gene: NDUFAF8
Product: NADH:ubiquinone oxidoreductase complex assembly factor 8
Exons: 3
Coding region: 19-243 (74 amino acids)
Biological process (GO): mitochondrial respiratory chain complex I assembly
Cellular component (GO): mitochondrion
Source: RefSeq, a predicted model, not a curated record
UACCGGGAAGAGUUUCUGAUGUCGGGGAACGGAGCUGUGUGGGGGCGCGUGCGAAGCCGCCUCCGCUCCUUCCCCGAGUGCCUGGCGGCCUGUGGGGCCGAGGCCGCGGCCUACGGCAGGUGCGUGCAGGCGACCACGGGCCCGGGCGGCCACCUGAGGAAGGACCUCUGCGCGCAGGAGUUCGAGGCCCUGCGGAGCUGCUUCGCCGCUGCGGCCAAGAGGACCCUGAAGGGAGGCCAUUAGGAAAGGCCGAGGGUGCAAAGCCAGGCACCUGGUACUGACGGCCCAAGGGCCAUGCACCUUGAAACAACCAAAGCUCUUAGGGCCAAAAGGACUGAACCCAUUGGGAGGAGCCUCGGACAGAGGGAGUGGGCUCCAGCAUCGUGCACACAAGAGUGUGUGUUAGAAAGAGCUACAGGGAACCAGCAACAAAACCCACGCAGGUCACACAGGGCUCAUUUCUGUGCACAGGUGUGCACGUGGGCCUCGCCUGGCCCUAAAGAACCUGAGUGUGGGCUGCCGGACAUGCUGCCUCCAGAUUCUCAUUUUUUAAAGAAUUUUCACCAAUAAAAUGUUAUCUGAAUG